UAUUAGGAAGUGACGCUGACAUCUGUCUGAGAAACAUAUUCUGGACUCCUUAUUUAUUUUAUCUUGAGAUUAAAACAAACAAACACAAAAUGUCGUCUGAUUUUGAGACAUACGAGCAGGAUUUCGGGACCCUGACAGCUGACAUAACGAGCAGGAUUGGAAAGAUUCCUAAAUUGGGCGGAGAUGAGAAAAAGAACAUGGUUGUAAUUGUUGAGAAGCAGCUAGAAGAAGCCAGAGAGCUACUGGAGCAGAUGGACCUUGAGGUGCGGGAGAUCCCUGUGCAGAGUCGAGGCAUGCACAGCACCAGGCUUAAGAGCUACAAACAGGAGCUGGAGAAACUUGAGAAGGAUUUUAAAAGGUCACGCAUCGCCUACAGUGACGAGGUGCGGGACGAGCUCCUGGGGGAUGAUGGGAAUUCAUCGGCGAGUCAGUUGAUAAAGUUACGUGAAGAGAGAGCACAUCUGUUGGAUAACGCUGAAAAGCUGGAAAGGUCAUCCCGAAGACUAGAAGCUGGCUACCAGAUAGCUGUGGAAACUGAACAAGUUGGCCAGGAAAUUUUAGAAAAUCUGCACCACGACAGAGAGAAAAUACAGCGAUCCAGAGACAGGCUUCGUGAAACAGAUGCCAACCUGGGAAAGAGUUCCAGGAUCCUCACAGGAAUGUUACGUAGGAUCAUCCAGAAUCGGAUCUUGAUGUUUAUUCUGGGCGUUAUCAUCCUUUUCACCGUUGUGCUGGCUAUUUAUUUUUCUGUCAGAGGUCUCUGAUUCUUCUCAACCCCCUGCGUGAUUAAUAGCGACAGAGCAUUCGUUUGGAGUAAUUAGGACAGAUUGGUCACAUGAAUCAUUUUCUUGCACUGACAGACCUCUCCUCCCAAGCACACAUUGACUCAGGUGCAGGCAGUGAAUGCAGUGUUUUAGUGAGGUUUAUUUCUUUGCAUGGAAUCUUUUUCUUCUCUGUAAAAAUCUGGUAGGAGUUUUUAAAAGUGCAGGUAUGCAGUGAUGUGUUAACAUUGACCUUGUUUUCUUGGGGUUUUUUUGUGUGUGUUUUGUAUUUUGCAGUAUUUAAGUAUUUUUUUUUGUGUAGUUUUAGGAUGUCACUAUUAACAACAGCCACUUAUAGACAGAUUAUGCUACUUUCCCAAAUCAAGAAA
Polyodon spathula (Mississippi paddlefish) is the source of this 1150-nucleotide messenger RNA. Its product is annotated as vesicle transport through interaction with t-SNAREs homolog 1A-like. The coding region runs from base 90 to 764 and encodes 224 amino acids. Gene Ontology annotation, cellular component: Golgi apparatus; endoplasmic reticulum membrane; late endosome membrane. The record is from RefSeq and is a predicted model, not a curated record. Lineage: Eukaryota; Metazoa; Chordata; Actinopteri; Acipenseriformes; Polyodontidae. Gene Ontology annotation, molecular function: SNARE binding; SNAP receptor activity. Gene Ontology annotation, biological process: retrograde transport, endosome to Golgi; intra-Golgi vesicle-mediated transport; intracellular protein transport. The transcript has 9 exons.